Aspergillus wentii DTO 134E9 is the source of this 1302-nucleotide messenger RNA. Its product is annotated as acyl-CoA dehydrogenase family protein. The transcript has 3 exons. Gene Ontology annotation, molecular function: flavin adenine dinucleotide binding. The record is from RefSeq and is a predicted model, not a curated record. Gene Ontology annotation, biological process: butyrate catabolic process; fatty acid beta-oxidation using acyl-CoA dehydrogenase. The coding region runs from base 1 to 1302 and encodes 433 amino acids. Lineage: Eukaryota; Fungi; Ascomycota; Eurotiomycetes; Eurotiales; Aspergillaceae.
AUGAAUUUCGACUUACCACCAGAAUUAACUGCUUAUGUCGAGUCCAUUGACUCCUUCAUCAAAUCCGACAUCCUCCCUCUGCAGUAUUCAAACGACAAUAACCGCUUCUUCGAUCACCGACGGGAAUACACCCGCACCGACUGGGAGAAUGGCGGAAUCCCAUCCAAACAAUGGGAGGACCUACUCCAACAAGCCCGUGUUCUCGCCCAAAGGAAUGGAUUCUACAGCUUCGCCCUCCCAAAACCAUACGGCGGAUCAGGACACCCACACACCAACCUAUACAUGUCCGCGAUCCGCUUCCACCUCGCCUCCCACCCAACCUACGGAGGAGGGAUAGGGCUAGCCAACGAUCUCCAGAACGAACACAGUAUAGUCGGCAACUUUCCCGAUCUCCUCAUGCUGCACCACUUUGGUAGUGAUGCGCAGCGGGACACGUACAUUCCCGCCCGGCUAAGGGGGGAGUUUCGCGUGACGUUCGGCCUGACGGAGCCUGGACACGGGAGUGAUGCGACGUUUAUGGAGAGUGAGGCGAAGGCGGUGCGAGGGGGGUACGAGAUAUCUGGGGUGAAGAAGUGGCAGACGGGAGCGCAUGCCUGUACGCAUUUGAUUAUCUUUGCGAGAACGGGGGGGAAGGAUGGCGAGGGGAGGGGGGUUACGGCGUUUAUUGUGCCUCGGCAGACGGAGGGGGUGAGGGUUGUUAGUUAUGAGUGGACGCUGAAUAUGCCGACGGAUCAUGCGACGGUGGAGCUGGAUCGAGUGUGGGUGGGAUCGGAUGCGGUGCUGGGGAAGGUGGACGAGGGACUGGCGGUGGCGCAGACAUUUGUGCAUGAGAAUCGCAUUCGACAGGCGGCGAGUUCGUGUGGUGCGGCCAAGUACUGUCUGGAUAGGAGUGUGGAGCGGGCGAGAGAAAGAAGGAUUUGGGGAGGGAAGAGGCUGGCCGAGAACCAGGCGAUACAGUUUCCUGUGGUUGAGCUGAUGACGCAGGUGGAGAUGUUGCGGUUGCUCAUCCUCAAGACAAGCUGGGAGAUGGAUCGCAUUGAGGGUGAUCGGCCGUGGGUGGAGACUGAGAGAAGACUCAGCGAUAAAGUUGCCAUGUGUAACUACUGGGCGAAUCGGUUGGUGUGCCAGGCUGCAGAUGAGGCUAUUCAGAUACACGGGGGCGAUGGAUACUCGCGACACUACCCAUUCGAGCAUAUAUAUCGCCAUUUCCGACGAUAUCGCAUCACCGAAGGAGCAGAAGAGAUCCAGAUGCGCAAGAUUGCUGCGUAUCUUUUUGGCUUUGGGCCGAAAGAGAAGCUUUGA